AUGGUCGGAGUAGCUGAAGCAGCACAGAGUAAUGGUCUUGCACAUCAGAAUAAUCUUGAUGAAGAAAACUUAGGUGGUGAUUCUAAUGAACUGAAAAAACCAGACAAUCUAAAUCUAAAUGAUAAGCUUGAAACUUCAGUAAAUGGUGAUCUGCAAGAAAAUGAGGGCACUGAUCAUUUGGAUGACACAGUUAGUCCCAUACAAGAGGAUGACGUAUCCAACCUGAUAGAUCUUGUAAAAAGUCGUAUCUGUUUGACAAAUUUUGAUCCUGAGUCACAUUGGCUUGAUAUACACGAUGAUAUAGUUGUAAAAGAAUUUGCUAGCGGUGAAUACAACUUACUCAUAUGUUAUAUGUCAAACAAGAAUGAGUUAAAAUUAGAAUUUGAAAUGCCAAGAUUUCUGUGCAAUGAAAUCAACUAUUUUAUUUUCACGCCAUGUGUGAAUGCGGAAAAAGUAACUGCUGACAAUUUCGAUUUACGUGUACAGUAUGGUAGUGUUUCGGGUCCAGCUAUUCAGAGCCUACUAGGUAUCAUGUCAUCGGUCUUUGCACCAAGUCUAUUGGCUAAUACAUCAUGGCCAGAUAGUAUACGUAAUGAUUUCGCUCUAGAGUUACAGCGUUUUAUGUCAUCAUUAACUGAUGCAAGAUGGAAAUUAGAAAAUAAAACUGUUUUAUAUAUGCCAACAGAAAGUUUGAAUCUAAUGCCAGAAAUAGCUGCUAAAGAUAAAGAUUUAGUGAAUCGAUUUGAAAUGAUUGUUAUACAUUGGAUAAGACAAAUUAAAACUGUAUUGAAUUCACAAGAUAUCAAUGACGAAUCAGAUGAGAUUGGUCCGUUGGAUGAAAUAGAAUUUUGGCGUAUUCGUUGUGAAGAUUUAACAGGAAUCAGUUUACAACUAGAUAAUACUACUGUUAAACAUAUUAAGGAGAUAUUAUUAACUACAAAAUCAACCUACAUCAUGAAUUUUUUAAAAUUAGCUAAUGAAGUCAAAUCAAAUGCACAACAAGCACAGAAUAAUUUAAAAUUUCUAGAUACCAUUAAAGAAACCUGUUAUCAGUUAAAUGAAUCGAAACCAAAUGAAAUACCGAAUAAAUUACCACGUCUUAUCAAUAUGAUACGUAUGAUAUGGACUAAUUCAGAAUAUUAUAACAAUAAAGAACAAAUAACCGGUUUAUUUAGAAAAUUAUCAAAUGAAAUUAUCAACAGAUGCUGUUCUGUUAUUUCAUUAGAUGAUAUUUUUAAUGGAAAAGUUAUAACUAGUUCAUUAAAUUUGCAUCAAUGUAUUAGUUGUUGUGAACAGUACAAAGAAAUCUAUGAUCGAUUACAAAUUAUGCAUGCACGUAAUUCAACAAAACCAUGGGAUGCUCAGAAAAAUAGUAUAUUUGCACAAGUUGAUGCGUUUAUACAACGAUGUCGUGAUCUAUUGGAUGUAUGUCAAUGUUUGAAAGAUUUCGGCAGGUAUGAGGAUGGCAAUAAAACAACAAUGCCAAUUUUUCAAGGAGUUCGUGGUCCAGAAGUUGAAGACCUCUUGUUAACAAUUGAACAAAUGUUUGAAAAACUGAUGUUUAACCUAUUUGAAAAACGUCAGUGUAUAUUGGAUGUGAAGGCCACAUCAUGGCAUGAUAAUUAUAAUCGUUUCAGGAUUGGUAUUAAAGAUUUAGAAGUAAUGAUGCAAAAUGCAAUUAAUACAGCCUUUGAAACGGUUACGACUAUACAACAAGGUGUCGAAAUACUGGAAGUUUUCGCUCAUCUACGGAGCCGUGAGACUGUACGAAGAACUAUUGACUAUCGAACAGGUGAAUUAGUUUCACGUUUUGCUGAUUGUUUAAAUCAAAUCAAAAAAGAAAUAACACAACGUAUCAAUACUGGCCUCCCUAUACCAACUGAAGCACAUUAUGGUGGGCAUGCCUUAUAUUGGAAAUUUUUACGUCGUCGAUUGGAGAAAGAUUUACUGUCAUUAGAUCAAGCAUUUUUCUUACCAUUAUCUGACGCUGGUAUGCCAGAUCUUCGUGAACAAUAUAUACAAAUAUCGGCUGCAUUAGAUGAUAUAACUAAGAAAACAUUUAACGAAUUCCAAGUAACCAUUGAACCAAAUCCAUUAAAAUGUCUUGAAUUACCUUUGUUAAAACGUAGUACUUUACAACCUGGUAUGCUUGAACCAAAUUUCGAUGGAACAACGCUGAAAUUACUCAAUGAAUUAUAUUAUUGGGCUAAACUGAAGUUUGAACUUCCAACAAAUGCUAAUGAAGCUUAUCGACGACAAACAGAAUUAAAAUAUCUCAUCAAUAUCGUAUUAGUACUUGUUCGUGAUUACAAUCGUAUUAUAAGCUCAUUAAAUAAUGAUGAACGUGCAUUAUUCAAAGAACGUAUAAGAAUGUUAGAUAAAAAAAUGAUACCAGGUUUAACAAAAUUACAUUGGACUGUAAAAGAUUUAGUUGAAAUGUAUGUGAAUGAUUGUCGUGUACAAGCAAAUAAACUACAAUCCAAAGUUGAUGACUAUAAAUCAGCUAAUGCAAAUAUUAAAGGGAAUUGUGAAGAAAUUGCACAAACUUUACUGAUUAAAUUACAACCAAAUCAUGUUUAUGAAAAUGCAGAAUUUGAUGACUGCAUUAUAAAGAAAUUAUGUGAAGUGAAAGAAACAUUUAUUUCUGAAAGUGCUGAUAUUCAAAUGCAAUGGUGGAAAUAUACAGAAAAAAUGGAUCAUUUCUGUGAAGAAGCAUUCCGAAUAAAUGUUAAAUCAUCAUUAGGGGAAUUACAAAAAGCAAUCAACGGUGAUGGACGAAAUGAUCCUAAUCCUCUGUUCAAAGUGUCGUUGAAUUUAGAUAACGACGUGUUAAUAUUUUCUCCAACGCUUGGUCAACUAACACUUGUUGUCGCUUCGCUAGGAAGUAAAUUUGCAGAAGUUAUUUCAGCUAUUCCUCGUCUACCUGAUUUGUUAACUCAUACUAAAUCUACAAAACCAUCAAUAAGUGAAAUUAUUGCAACCGAUGAAGAAAUUAACAAAAUACAAGCAAGUAUUAAACGUGGAAUGCAAGAAAUCGGCACAGCAGUUCAUGAACCUCUCAGUUAUUGGGAUCAAUUUAGAGAAAUAUGGGAAUUGCCUAAAGAUGAUUUUAUAGAAAGAUAUCGUCAAUUAAAACCACAUGUUACUUCAAUUGACGCGGAUAUAUCUAGGUAUACAGAAGUAGCUAAUAAAGUUUUAGAUGCAGAAACUAUGGUUACAACGAAAUUCUUACAAUUGGACUUUAGUUUGUUAAAAAAUGCAAUAGCUGCUCAUUGUCAAGAUUGGCAAAUGCAUUUAAUCAAUCUUUUACUUUCAAUGACCGAGGAUUCAUUGAAUGGAAUUUAUACAUACAUGAAAGAUGUUAAAGAAAGAAUACUUCAACCACCUAAGAAUUUACAUGAACUCCGUGAUUCUAUGCAAUUACUGGAACAAAUAUUAUCUGAACAAAAUGAGAUCGAAGCGAAAUUUGGACCGUUAGAAGAACAAUUUGCUAUUUUAGAUAAGUGUGAAGUGACUUAUUCGGAGGAAGUAGCAAGUCGUAGAGCAAAUUUGUCUAAUGAUUGGGUACAGUUUCAAAAUUCAUUAGCUUUAGCUGAAGAGAUGAUUAAAAAGUCCAAAGAUCAAUUCAAAAUUGGUUUGUUGAAUGAUACAGAAGAGUUUAAACGUGUGAUAUCAGAGCUCCUACGUGAACUACAAACGAAAGGGCCAUUUGCAGCCAGUCUGAAACCUCAAGAGGCGCUUGACAUUGUCAACCAGUUCCUCAAACAAUUAGAUAAUCUUAAAAGUUAUGAAUUAGAACUACGUGAUGGAUUAAAUUUAUUCAAAAUUGAACAACCACCUUUCAAAGAAAUCGCGAUCAUAGAAAAGGAUUUGGACACAUUGAAUAGUAUUUGGACUACAAAUCUGGAAUGGGAAAAUAAUUGGGAAAGUUGGAAGACUGGACGAUUUUAUGGUCUACAAACAGCUGACAUGGAUGACAUAGCUAAUGCAAUCUAUCGUAAAUUUGUCAAGUGGGAACGUGAUUUGAAAGAUAAAAAUUGGGAAAUUAUUGAAGCUAGUAAAAAACGAGUUGAUCAAUUCCGUCGUACAUUACCACUGAUCACAGAUUUACGUAAUUCAGCUAUGCGUACAAGACAUUGGGAUAUGAUCAAGGAAGAAAUGAAUACACAAUUCAAUGUGGAUUCUGAUGAAUUCACAUUAGAACGUAUAGUCGAAUUAGGAUUUGAACAAUAUUCUGAUUUAAUCAGUGAAAUAUCUGGUGCAGCAACUAAAGAAUUAGCUAUUGAACGAACUCUGGAUACAAUGGAACGUUUCUGGCAAAAUAAUGAACUUGAUAUGAUAUCGUAUAAAGAUAAAAAUAUUUAUAAAAUCAGAUCUACAGAUGAAAUAUUUGAAGCAUUAGACGAUAAUCAAGUCCAAUUGUCAACAAUGAAAGCAUCACGAUUUGUGAAACCAUUUGAACAUCUUGUUGAUAAUUGGGAACGUGUACUUUCAUUAAUCACAGAAACUGUUGAAACUCUGUUAACUGUACAAAGACAAUAUAUGUAUGUAGAAACUAUAUUUCUUGGUGAAGAUAUACGUAAACAAUUGCCAAAAGAAUCUGUAUCGUUUGAUAGGAUCAAUGUACAAUGGAAAUCGAUUACAGCUUAUUUGUAUGAAACACGCAAUACAAGAACAUGUGCAUGUAAACCAGGUUUAUUGGAUCAAAUUAAUAAAAUUGUACAAAGUUUAGAGGAAAUACAACAAUCAUUAGAUAUGUAUUUAGAAACAAAACGUCAAAUAUUCCCUCGAUUCUAUUUCAUAUCAAAUGAUGAUUUACUCGAGAUAUUAGGACAAGGUAGAAAUCCAGAAGCUAUUAUGCAACAUUUGAAAAAAUGUUUCGAUAAUAUUACUCUUUUGAGAUUAGAAAAGACAAAUGUUUCGACAUAUGAUGCAUUGUCAAUGUUUUCAUUGGAUGGUGAAGAAGUACCAUUCAAAAAUAAAGUACGCCUUGAUGGUCCUGUAGAAUCAUGGUUAGGUGAUGUUGAGGAUCAGAUGUAUAAAACAUUAAAAGACAUGUUAAGAGAAUGUAGAUUUGCUUUAAAGAAAACUGCAAAUAAACGCGAUAAAUUUAUUAAAGAAUGGCCAGGACAGUUAUGUAUUACAUCAAGUCAAAUUCAAUGGACAGCUGAUGUCACCAGAGCAUUACAUUUGGUAGCGAUGAGACAAGACAAAAGACCAUUGAAAUCAUUAAAGCACAAACAAAAGAAUCUUUUAGAGAAAUUUUCAGAAAUAAUACGUUCAAAUCUAACAAAAAUACAACGUUUGAAAAUUAAUGCUUUAGCUGUUAUUGAAGUUCAUCAACGUGACAUUAUUGAGAAACUUUACAAACUAGGUUGUAAUGAUGUGAAUGCUUUUGAUUGGUUGAGUCAACUUCGAUUUUAUUGGGAAAAAGCAGCAGAUGAUUGUUUCGUUCGACAAACAAUUACAUCUUUUCGAUAUGGUUAUGAAUAUUUAGGCAAUUCUGGCCGAUUGGUUAUUACACCACUUACUGAUCGUUGUUACAUAACACUGACUACUGCGUUAUAUUUACACAGAGGUGGUUCACCGAAAGGACCUGCUGGAACUGGUAAAACAGAGACAACGAAAGAUUUAGGCAAAUCACUUGGUGAUUAUGUAAUUGUUGUAAAUUGUUCAGAAGGUUUAGAUUACAAAUCAAUGGGUCGUAUGUUUGCAGGUUUAGCUCAAACUGGUGCAUGGGGAUGUUUCGAUGAAUUUAAUCGUAUAAAUAUUGAAGUAUUAUCUGUUGUGGCUCAACAAAUAUUAUCAAUACUUUCUGCACUGGCAUUGGCUGAUAAAUCAGGCGAUCAAGAUACUAAAACAAGAUUUAUGUUUGAAGGUCGAAUGAUUAAAUUAGUAUGGUCAUGUGGUAUAUUUAUUACAAUGAAUCCUGGUUAUGCUGGACGUACAGAAUUACCAGAUAAUUUAAAAUCUAUGUUUAGACCAAUUGCAAUGGUAGUGCCAGAUUCAUCAAUGAUAGCAGAAAUUACAUUAUUUGCUGAAGGUUUUGGUUCUACAAAGAUUUUAGCUAAGAAAGUAUUUACAUUGUAUAGUUUAACUGUCCAACAAUUGAGUAAACAAGAUCAUUAUGAUUUUGGUCUACGUGCAUUAGUAUCUGUACUACGUUAUGCUGGCAAAAAGAAACGUGCAAAUCCGAAUAUGUCAGAUGAAGAAUUAUUAUUAUUAUCGUUGAAUGAUAUGAAUCUGGCUAAGCUUACUUCAGUGGAUUUACCAUUAUUUGAAGGUAUUAUUACUGAUUUAUUCCCAAGUGUUGAACCACCACCAAUGGAUUAUUCAAAGAUCAAAAAUGCUCUGCAACAAGAAUGUACUAAAGCCAACCUAUGUAUGACACCGUUUACACUUACCAAAGUUAUACAACUUUAUGAAACGAAAAGUUCAAGACACUCAGUUAUGAUCGUUGGUAAAACAUUGUCAGGGAAAUCAAUAACAUGGCGCCUACUUAAAGCAGUUCACAAUUCAUUGGCAAAAGUACCUAAUUCUGACUUCGAAAUGGUUACAGAAUAUUCAUUAAAUCCUAAAGCUUUAUCUUUAGGCGAAUUAUAUGGUGAAUUUAAUUUAUCAACAAAUGAAUGGACAGACGGUGUACUUUCAAGUAUUAUGCGUCAAACUUGUUCAGAUGGGUCGCCAACAUUAAAAUGGAUAAUAUUCGAUGGGCCAGUUGACACUUUAUGGAUUGAAAGCAUGAACAGUGUUAUGGAUGACAAUAAAAUUUUAACAUUGAUCAAUGGAGAAAGAAUUUCACUGCCAGAACAGGUGUCAUUACUUUUUGAAGUGGAAGAUCUAGCUGUAGCAUCACCAGCAACUGUAUCACGUUGUGGUAUGGUUUACAAUGAUGUAAAUGAUUUAGGCUGGUGGCCGUGUGUUGAAUCAUGGUUGUCUAAAAAGACAAAUAAUGUAUUAGUUGAAGAGACAAGACGUUUCUUCACUAAAUACAUUAAAAAUUUAUAUGAGUAUAUCAGAUUAAAUUGCAAUGUUACCAUUCCAAUGAGUUUAACGAAUACAAUUAUAUCGUUAUGUAAAUUAUAUGAUGGUUUAGCAGUUCCUGAAAUGUGGGCAGAUCCAAGCGAUGAAGACUCUUAUCCACGUUUAUUAGAAAUGACAUUUCAAUUUUGUAUGAUAUGGUCUGUUGCAUGUUUAGUCGAUGAAGAUGGUCGUAAAAAAGUUGACGGAUAUAUUCGUGAAAUUGAAGGAAGUUUUCCGAAUAAAGAUUCAGUCUAUGAAUACUAUGUAGAUCCUAAAUCAAAAUCAUGGGUCCAUUGGGAAGAGAAAUUAAAUACGGGUUGGAAAUAUUCACCAAAUACACCAUUUCAUAAGAUACUUGUACCAACUGUAGAUACAGUUCGGUAUAAUUUUCUACUGGAUUGUACAGUUAAACAAAAAUAUCCUGCUUUACUAGUUGGUGCUGUUGGAACUGGAAAAACGUCAUUAGCUUUGAAUUUAUUGAGGAACUUAGAUCCAACAAAAUGGGUUAAUCUAACAAUUAAUAUGUCUUCUCAGACAACAUCAAAUAAUGUUCAAGAUAUUAUUGAAGGACGUGUAGAGAAACGUACAAAAGAUACAUUUGUACCGAUUGGAGGUGGCAAAAUGCUUACAUUUAUGGAUGACUUUAAUAUGCCUGCUAAAGAUAGCUCUGGUUCACAACCGCCUCUUGAAUUAAUACGUCAAUGGUUAGAAUAUGGAUUUUGGUAUGAUCGUGCAAAACAAACUAGAAAGAAAAUAAAAGGUAUGGAACUUUUUGCAGCAAUGGGUACACCGGGAGGUGGAAGAACGGUUUUAUCUCAACGACUUCAGUCUCACUUUCAUCAGAUCGUAGUCACAUUUCCAACGGAGGCGAAUCUCAAACGAAUCUAUGGAACUAUGAUCACACAAAAAUUACAAGAAUUUCCAGAUGAAGUUAAAUCAAUAGCUGAUAGUUUAACUCAAGCUUCAAUUGAUCUAUACCAUGCAGUUGUUAAUAGAUUUUUGCCAACUCCAACGAAAAUACACUAUUUAUUCAAUUUAAGAGAUAUUUCCAAGAUCUUUCAAGGUUUACUUCGAGCUAGUAAAAAUUAUAUUGAUACUCGUAAUUCCAUGCUUCGUUUAUGGAUUCAUGAAGGAUUACGUGUAUUUUGUGAUCGUAUGAUAGAUGACAAAGAUAGAACAACAUAUACUGAAGUAGUAGGUGACUUGUUGGCCAGUUAUUUUGAUCAAACCUAUCAUGCAAUGUGUCCGGCUAAACAAUCUCCUAUAUUUGUGGAUUUUAUCAAUUCUGAUAAUGCAUAUGAAGAUGUGACAGAUUUGGAUAAACUGCGUAGAUUUAUGACUCAAACUUUAAAAGAAUAUAAUGAAUCGCCUGGUAUGGUGCAUGUAGAUUUGGUCAUGUUCCGUGAUGCCAUUGAACAUACAUGCAAAAUUGUUCGUGUAAUUAAUCAACCAAGAGGUAAUAUGCUGUUAAUUGGUAUUGGAGGUAGUGGUCGACAAAGUCUGAGUCGUUUAGCCGCUUAUAUAUGUGAAUAUAAAACAUUUCAAGUGGAAGUUACAAAACAUUAUCGAAAACAAGAAUUUCGGGAUGAUUUAAAGAAAAUGUAUCAUCAAGCUGGUGUUGAAAAUAAACCAACAGUAUUCUUAUUUACUGAUACACAAGUGUUAGAAGAAUCAUUUCUAGAAGAUAUUAAUAAUAUGUUAAGUUCUGGUGAAGUGCCUAUUUUAUACAAAUCUGAUGAAUUCGAAGAAGUUAAACAACAGUUAGUCGAUAUAGCUAAACGAGAAGGUGUUGAUGAUUCCACUCAGUCAAUAUUUCGCUUCUUCAUUGAACGUGUUCGCGCUAAUCUACACAUUAUUUUAUGUAUGAGUCCUAUUGGUGAACCAUUUCGUAAUCGUAUUCGAAUGUUUCCCGCAUUUGUUAACUGUACUACAAUCGAUUGGUUCAGUGAAUGGCCACUUGAAGCGUUACUAGAAGUAGCUGAGAAAUAUUUAGCAUCUGUUGACAUUAAUAUUAACGAACCAGAUCCUCAACUUCUGGUUAAAAAACAGGCUAGAAUGAAAGUAAGUGUUGCGAAAAUAUUUGCCAGUAUGCAUCGAUCAGUUACUGAUAUGGCAGUGGUCAUGCUUAAUGAAUUAAAACGUCAUAGUUACAUUACACCAACGAAUUAUUUAGAAUUUGUAUCUGGUUACAAAACUCUUCUUUAUCAAAAACGUGACGAAUUAAGUAAUAAAGCAAAUAAAUUAACAAACGGUCUUGAUAAAAUCGAUGAAACACGGAAAAAAGUUGAAGUAAUGUCUGUAGAACUAGAAGAGGCUAGAAAGAAAGUGGCUGCAUUUCAGAAAGAAUGUGAUGAUUAUCUUGUAAUUAUUGUUCAACAAAAACGUGAAGCUGAUGAACAGGCUAAAUCUGUUAUGCAAACUCGAGAGAAAAUAAAAAUAGAUGAAGCCAAAUGUUUACAUAUGGCUCAAUUAGCUCAAGAAGACUUAUCACAAGCUAUGCCAGCUUUAGAAGACGCUGUACGAGCAUUGGAAGCGUUAAAUAAAAAGGAUAUUACAGAAAUUAAAUCCUAUGGAAAACCACCAUACCUAGUACAAAAGGUUCUUGAAGCUGUAAUGAUUCUUCGAGGAGCUGAUACCAGUUGGGCUGAAGCAAAAAGACAAUUGGGUGAACAAGAUUUUAUUAAACAACUUAUAAAUUUCGAUAAAGAUAAUAUUAGUGAUAAAACUUUGAAAAAAAUUAGUCAAUAUUGUAUACAAGAUGAUUUUCAACCUGAUGUAGUUGGUAAAGUUUCAAGCGCAGCAAAAUCAUUAUGUAUGUGGGUUCGGGCAAUGGAUGUUUACGGUCGUGUUUACAGAUUUGUUGAACCAAAGCGUCAGAGACUUCGGCAAGCUGAAGAAACGUUACGUGAGAAACAAGAACAGUUAGCAGCUGCACAGGCAAAACUCGAUGAAGUUAAUGCUGAAAUGCGACGUUUACAACAAGAGUAUAAUGAAAAGAUGGAACAAAAGGAAGAGUUACGUAAAAAAGCUGAACAUACAGAGAAAAUGUUAGACAGAGCCAGUAAAUUAGUUAGUGGUUUAGCUGGUGAAAAAACACGAUGGGAAGCAAGUGUUGCUGAUUUAUUAUGUAGAAUUGAACUACUACCUGGUGAUUGUUUAUUGGCCACUGCAUUUCUAUCUUAUAUGGGUCCAUUUUUAAGUGAAUAUCGUGAGAAAUUAAUUAAUAAUUGGCUAGGAUUAAUUAGAACUGAGAAUGUACCUGUCACAGAUCCAUUCGUCUUUACUGAAUUUUUGGCUGACCCAACACAAGUUAGAGAAUGGAAUAUACAAGGAUUACCACGUGAUACAUUUUCUGUUGAAAAUGGUGUCAUUGUAACACGAGGUAGUAGAUGGCCAUUAAUGGUUGAUCCACAAAAUCAAGCUUUAAAAUGGAUUAAAUCAAUGGAGGGCAAAGAUUUACGAAUAAUUGAUUUACAAACACCAGAUUAUAUGCGUAUAUUAGAAGCUGCUGUACAGUAUGGUCAACCAGUUUUAUUGAACAAUGUUCUUGAAGAAUUAGACCAAGCUUUGGAUCCGUUAUUAACUAAAUCACUGAUUAAAGUUGGUGGUACAUUAAUCAUGAAAUUAGGCGAUAAAGAAAUUGAGUAUAAUGAUAAAUUUAGAUUUUAUAUCACCACUAAACUCCCUAAUCCUCAUUAUGCACCGGAAAUAUGUUCUAAAACGUUAAUUGUAAAUUUUGCUGUAAGACAACAAGGAUUGGAAGCACAGUUACUUGGUAUUGUAGUACGUAAAGAACGUCCGGAAUUAGAAGAGCAAAAGGAUAAUUUAGUCAUUGGUAUUGCAGCUGGUAAACGUAAACUUACAGAAUUGGAAGAUGAAAUUUUAAGGUUGUUAAAUGAAGCACAAGGAUCUUUGUUAGAUGAUGAACAACUUGUAAAUACACUACAAACAUCAAAGAUUACAUCAUCUGAAGUAAGUGAACAAUUAAGUAUAGCUGAAAAAACUGAAAUACAAAUUGACAAAGCUCGUGAAGGUUAUCGACCAUCAGCACAACGUUCAUCAAUUCUAUUCUUUGUAUUGAAUGAUAUGAGUCGAAUCGAUCCCAUGUAUCAAUUUUCUUUAGAAGCAUACAUUGAUUUGUUCAUUUUAAGUAUUGAUAAAAGUCCAAAAUCAACAAAAUUAGAUGAUCGUAUAACAAAUUUAAAUGACUAUCAUACUUAUGCUGCAUAUCGUUAUACAUGUCGUGGUUUAUUUGAACGACAUAAACUACUAUUCUCAUUUCAUAUUUGUUUAAAAAUACUUGAAUCAGCUGGUAAAGUUAAUGAAGAUGAAUAUAAUUUCUUUCUACGUGGCGGUGUUGUAUUAGAUCGUGAAAAUCAAUUUGAUAAUCCAUGCUCAGGCUGGUGUACGGAACAAUGUUGGGAUAAUAUUGCAGAAUUAGAUAAAUUAAGUAGUUUUCAUGGUGUUGUUGCAUCAUUUGAACAAUAUUCAAGAGAUUGGAAUUUAUGGUAUACAUCAGCUGAACCAGAAAAAAGUUCUUUACCAGGUGAAUGGGAUAAUAUAUUGAAUGAAUUUCAACGUAUGCUUAUUGUACGCUCAUUACGACCAGAUCGUGUAUCAUUUUGUGCAACAAGUUUCAUUAUAAAUAAUUUAGGUAGUCGAUUUGUUGAACCACCGGUUUUAGAUAUGAAACAAGUAGUUGAUGAUAGUUCGAAUAGAACACCAUUAAUAUUUGUAUUAUCACCAGGUGUUGAUCCGACAGCUGGUCUCCUUCAAUUAGCUGAUAAUUGUGGAAUGAGCAAGAAAUUUCAUGCUCUAUCAUUAGGUCAAGGUCAAGCACCGAUUGCCACACGAUUGAUUAAAGAGGGUAUGCGUGAAGGAUAUUGGAUAUUUCUUGCUAAUUGUCAUCUUUCAUUAUCAUGGAUGCCAGCAUUGGAUAAGAUUGUAGGACAAUUAGGUAUGGAAGAAAUACAUACUGAUUUCCGUUUGUGGCUUUCAUCAGACCCGAGUCCAUCUUUCCCUAUUUCAAUUCUACAAGCUGGUAUUAAAAUGACUACGGAACCACCAAAAGGUUUACGUUCAAAUAUGAAACGACUUUAUCAUUUAAUCAAGGAAGAUCAAUUUUCUUUAUGUCAAAAACCAGAGAAAUAUAAGAAACUUCUAUUUUCAUUGUGCUAUUUUCACUCGGUACUGAUAGAACGCAAAAAAUUCUUAAUGCUUGGUUGGAAUAUUCCAUAUGAAUUUAAUGAUUCGGAUUUUGAAGUAUCUGAACAUUUGUUAACAAAUUAUCUAGAACAAUAUCAAGAAACUCCAUGGGAUGCAUUACGUUAUUUAAUUGCUGAUAUUAAUUACGGUGGUCAUGUCACCGAUGAUUGGGAUCGUCGUUUAUUAAAUACAUAUAUUAGUGGUUAUUUUAAAGAUGAAGUAUUGAAAGAACCAUUUUAUAAACUUUCAUCAUUACCAUAUUAUUAUAUACCAAGAGAUGGUACAUUAAAUGCUUAUCGUGAAUUUGUUUCACUUCUACCACAAAUUGAUCAUCCAGAAGCAUUCGGUCAACAUCCUAAUGCAGAUAUUACAUCACAAAUUCAAGAGACACGAGUCCUUCUAGACACGUUGCUUUCAUUACAACCUCAAGUAUCACAAGGAGCAGGUGUUUCACGUGAAGAAAAAGUGCUUGACUUAAUUGAUAAUCUACAAAAACAAUUGCCCGAAGAUAUUGAUUUUGAAGGCACUGUGAAAUUAUUUGCAACAAAUCAUUCACCAUUAGUGGUCGUUCUACUGCAAGAAAUACAACGUUACAAUAAUCUUCUUGUUUUAAUACGCAAUCAGUUAUCCGAUUUGAGUAAGGGCAUUCAAGGCUUGGUUGUUAUGUCAUCAGAACUUGAACAAGUAUUUAUCUCAAUUUUUGACGGACAUGUUCCAGAACAAUGGGGUAAAACAUAUUCCUCACUAAAACCUUUAGGUUCAUGGGCAAGAGAUUUAGCAGCACGUGUUGAACUAUUCGCUAAAUGGGCUAGUACAACACAUCCACCCAAAUUAUUUUGGAUUGGUGCUUUUACUUUUCCAACAGGUUUUCUUACAGCAGUUCUACAAACAGCAGCAAGAAAAAUUAAUGCUUCUGUAGAUAGUUUGAGUUGGGAAUUUAAUGUACUUGCUACAAGUGAUCCAAACGUUUUGGUUGCUCCAAAAGAUGGUGUCUACAUCAGUAAUCUAUAUUUACAAGGAGCUGGAUGGGAUAGAAAAAAUGCUUAUUUAAUUGAAGCUGCACCAAUGGAAUUAGUUUGCCCAAUGCCUGGUAUACAUUUUAAACCAGUAGAAAAUAAAAAGAAAUCACUUAAAAAUAUUUAUGUAGCUCCAUGUUACUAUUAUCCAAAUCGAACUGGUACAUCAGACAGACCUUCAUUUAUGAUUGGAGUGGAAUUAAAAACCGGUGAAAAACCACCUGAACAUUGGACUAAGCGAAGUACUGCACUUCUGAUGAACUUAGAUGUCUGAUUUCAAAAAUAAUAAUCACGAUAGAUUGUAUCUAUGAUUUACUUAAUGCUUUUUUAUAUGCUAUUUAUAUUUAUAUUGUUGAAAUAAUUGAUAAGAAUUAAUCGGAG
Molecule: messenger RNA, 13625 nt
Organism: Schistosoma turkestanicum
Lineage: Eukaryota; Metazoa; Platyhelminthes; Trematoda; Strigeidida; Schistosomatidae
Source: the annotation of a GenBank genome assembly